Messenger RNA from Nycticebus coucang (slow loris), 1192 nucleotides. RefSeq names its product NFKB inhibitor beta (gene NFKBIB). Gene Ontology annotation, molecular function: protein binding. The record is from RefSeq and is a predicted model, not a curated record. Gene Ontology annotation, biological process: cellular response to lipopolysaccharide; signal transduction. Lineage: Eukaryota; Metazoa; Chordata; Mammalia; Primates; Lorisidae. Gene Ontology annotation, cellular component: cytosol.
AGCGCCCGAGCUGCGGUCAGAGCCCAGCUACAGGCGGGCAGCCGCUGGGGGUGGAGGUGGCUGGGGCCAUGGCUGGGGUCGCGUGCUUGGGAAAAACUGCGGACGCUGAUGAAUGGUGCGACAGCGGCCUGGGUUCUCUGGGUCCGGACGCAGCGGCCCCCGGGGGACCAGGGCUGUCUUGGGCGCCCCUUGUCUUUGGCUACGUCACUGAGGAUGGGGACACGGCACUGCACUUGGCUGUGAUUCAUCAGCAUGAACCAUUCCUAGAUUUCCUUUUAGGCUUCUCAGCAGGGACCGAGUACCUGGACCUGCAGAAUGACCUAGGCCAGACAGCUCUGCACCUGGCAGCCAUCCUGGGAGAGUCAUCUACGGUGGAGAAGUUGUAUGCAGCGGGCUCUAGGUUGUGCGUGGCAGAGCGUGGGGGUCACACAGCGCUGCAUCUGGCUUGCCGAGUGGGGGCACAUGCCUGUGCACGGGCACUGCUCCAGCCCCGCCCCCAGCGGCCCAGGGAAGCCCUUGACACCUACCUGGCUCAGGACCCUGACUACAUCCCUGUCACCGACCACACCCCUGAUACCGACUACAGCCCUGUUGUCCUGUACCCCGAAUCUGACUUGGAGAAGGAAGAAGAGAGUGAAGAGGACUGGAAGCUGCAGCUGGAAGCUGAAAACUAUGAUGGCCAUACCCCACUCCAUGUGGCCAUCAUCCACAAAGAUGCAGAGAUGGUCCAGCUACUCCAAGAAGCUGGAGCUGACCUCAACAAACCGGAGCCCACAUGUGGCCGGAGCCCCCUGCACUUGGCAGUGGAGGCCCAAGCAGCUGAUGUGCUGGAGCUCCUCUUGAGGGCAGGAGCGGACCCUGCUGUCCGCAUGUAUGGUGGCCGUACCCCACUGGGCAGUGCCACCCUCCGACCCAACCCCAUACUUGCCCGCCUCCUACGUGCACAUGGAGCCCCUGAGCCCGAGGAUGAAGAUGACAAGCCUGGCCCCAGCAGCAGCAGUAGUGACAGUGACAGCGACAGCAGGGAUGAGGGCGAUGAAUACGACGACAUCGUGGUCCACAGAGGGCAGAGCCGAAACCGGUUACCUCCCACUCCAGCCUCAAAACCUCCUGAUGACCCUGGCCCUGUCUGAUUUGUUUAAUUUUUAAUAUAGUUUCCAGUUUAAUAAAAUUCUAAUUCUGAUAACCAGAG